Molecule: messenger RNA, 432 nt
Organism: Plasmopara halstedii
Lineage: Eukaryota; Oomycota; Peronosporomycetes; Peronosporales; Peronosporaceae
Exons: 2
Coding region: 1-432 (143 amino acids)
Source: RefSeq, a predicted model, not a curated record
AUGACACCCUUUCAUGAGAACGUAUGCGCUCCUUUGUUGAUUGGCUUGUGUCACUCGUCGUCGGACCAAUGUCUCUCCUGGCCAUUUAUUGCUCUUGCUACUGCUGAGCACGCAGCCAUGAUCAAGAACACAAAUUCAAGCUACAACCACGUACGAAUUAGUGCUGAAAAUCGUAAUCUCAAGGGUAUAGAGAAAGAUACACCAGACGAAGAAAGAUCGUUUCCUGGUUCUAACCAGAUGCGGCGCUAUUUUGACGCAGUAGCCCAAAAUAAAGACGUACAGCACGUUUUAAACACAAUCAAACGAGCUUUUAAAAAAGACACAAGACAUGCGUCAGUGUCAAUGUUGAUCGGACUCGCAAAAAUGCUCACGUUUGUAGGUAUCAUCGCUGGAACAACUGGGUACUUUGUUUAUCGAGUCAGUAAUAGUUAA